CGCAGGAUUUAACCAAAACGCCACUGUCGAGGCAACGUAAUUAGCGACUAAGCUCGAGGGUAUUCAUGGCAUUUCGCUUGCUUUGGCCUAAAUAUGUUUUUCCCACUCCCUAAGUAACGGAUCAAGGGCCCAGGGGAGGGGAAAAGGACACGGAGAUAUGGGGGAGCGGAGGUUUGAAAUGUGAGGGAGAAGCGAAAGUCCCUGGAAAAUAAUUUCGUGUUCUUUGUUUUUGCCUUUUCGAUUUGGGAGCGGCUCGCAGUGGGCUCGCUUCUCUUGCGGCGGGGCGGCUUGAGGGGGAGGAGGAAUUAUCCUGUUUCUCUAGUGCUCGCGUCUUGACGCGUUUCGUUUCAUGAUUUCUUGGCCUCCUGCGUGCUGCUGCUAGUGCGUACGCCGGCCCUUUGAUUCGGGGGAUCAGGCUUUGCUUUCGUUUAGGGUUCUUUCACCUUUUUCUUUCGCCAAAGAUUGCAGCUUUCGCAGUCGCUUUGCCGAUUCCAAGCUUGGCCCGGCUAUUUCCCCUUCAAAAAUCACGCAAAGUCUGGGUUUUUACCCCGUCCCUUCGUGCGGGCAGCACCAAUUUUUUUCGUUCGCGCCUGUGAUUGGUGCUCAGUUGAAGCUGGGAGCGUGAAAUUUCCAGAGAUUUUUGGGUAAAUUUUGAGUCUUCCCACUGUGAAAUUUUGAGAUUUUUGGGUGUGGAAUUUGGGGUUUUGGGGGGGGGGGGGGUGCCACUUUCGAGCCUUUGGUGAGUUGGGGUCUCUCACGCCUACUUUGGAUGCGAAAUGGGGAAAUUUCUGGCCCCUAUGCUAUUCUGCUGUUGGAUUUGGCGUGUUGGCGUGUGAGCCUUGGUGUAGGUCACCGGUUUGGGCUGGUGGCUUGUUGAUUUCCCGGUGGUAAUGCUGUCUGCAGCAGCCGUGAUGGCACCAGCACUAGCCGCUCCGAAGAGCUCCCUCGAGGUCUUGCUCGAGACGAUAAAGAAGCGUGAUGAGCAGCCCAAGGAUGCGCCUCCGGCAUUGCCAGCCCGACCGACAUGCCGUGGCCGACUGCCCACCACAAGACGACCGUCACUGCCUUCCGGGUUCAAGCUUGAGAAUGAUGUGGUGAAAGGCGCUGCCACAGAUAUGAUGGCGGUUGGCAAGAAGCCAGAUGUUGAGAAGGAGAUUGCUGGGCUGGAGGCCAAGGAGGAAAAGUCGGUGAAAGCUUGCAUCUUUGGUACUAAGAGGAAGUACCCUAAUGCAGAAGUGCUGGAGGAGUCGCCGUAUGUUGAGAAAUUUCACGAGGAGAGGAAGGAGACGACAGUGUGUAAGGGUCCCCCUUCUGUUUCCUCAGCAACGGCUAAGAUGAAUGGGAAGACAGGGUGUACAGAUAUCUUGGAUUAUGUGCUUCAGAAGAAGCUGCGAGUUUGGUGUUCUUCACCAAAUGCAAAGUGGGAACUUGGACAGAUUCAAUCAAUAUCUGGAGAUGAUGCUGAAAUACUCCUGGCUAAUGGAAAAGUUUUGACAGUGUCACCAGAAAGAUUAUUGCCUGCAAACCCUGAUAUUCUUGAUGGAGUGGAUGAUUUGAUCCAAAUGAGUUACUUGAAUGAACCUUCAGUUCUUUACAAUCUGCAGUUGCGAUAUUCUCGUGAUGUUAUCUAUACAAAAGCAGGACCUGUUCUGAUUGCUGUCAAUCCAUUGAAAGAAAUUCCACUCUAUGGGAAAACUUCCAUUAUGCAAUACAAGCAAAAGGUCAAGGAUGAUCCACAUGUGUAUGCAGUUGCUGAUUUGGCUUUUAAUGAGAUGUUGCGAGAUGGCAUAAACCAAUCUAUAAUAAUAAGUGGUGAAAGUGGAGCAGGAAAAACUGAGACGGCUAAAAUUGCAAUGCAAUAUUUGGCUGCUCUAGGGGGUGCUAGCGGAAUGGAGUCUGAGGUUCUUCAGACCAAUGUCAUUCUGGAAGCAUUAGGGAAUGCAAAAACAUCACGAAACCAUAACUCGAGCCGAUUCGGAAAACUUAUUGAAAUACACUUUUCUGAAACUGGGAAGAUGUGUGGUGCUAAAAUCCAGACCUUCCUGCUUGAGAAGUCGAGGGUGGUUCAAAGGGCACAAGGAGAGAGAUCAUACCAUAUUUUCUAUCAACUGUGCUCUGGAGCUCCUUCCCUUCUUAAAAAAAAAUUGUUUCUGAAAAGUGCCAUUGACUACAGUUACUUGAAGCAGAGCAAUUGCUUGAGAAUUGACGGUGUUGAUGAUGCCAAAAAAUUUUCGGUGCUAGUGGAUGCAUUGGAUACUAUUAAGAUAUCUAAGGAAGACCAAAUGAAAUUGUUUUCUAUGCUUGCGGCUGUCUUGUGGAUGGGAAAUGUUUCGUUCUUUGUCAUAGAUAAUGAAAACCAUGUGCAAGCUGUUUCAAAUGAAGGGUUGGCUACUGCUGCAAAGCUACUAGGCUGCUCUGCCAAUCAAUUGGUGACUGCUAUGUCAACUCGUAAAAUCCGAGCUGGAAAUGACAGUAUUGUUAAAAAGCUGACAUUAACUCAGGCCAUUGACACAAGGGAUGCACUAGCAAAGUCAAUCUACUCCCAUUUAUUUGAUUGGAUCGUUGAGCAAAUUAACCACUCACUUGGAAUGGGGAGGCAAUGUUCACGGAGAUCCAUAAGUAUUUUAGAUAUCUAUGGGUUUGAGUGUUUCAAUAAGAACGGCUUCGAGCAGUUUUGUAUAAAUUAUGCCAAUGAAAGGCUGCAGCAGCACUUCAACCGACAUCUUUUCAAACUACAACAGGAGGAAUACUUGGAAGACGGAAUUGACUGGGCCACUGUGGAAUUUGUGGAUAACACUGACUGCUUAUCUCUCUUUGAGAAGAAACCUCUAGGGCUAUUGUCGUUAUUGGAUGAAGAGUCUACAUUCCCAAAGGCAACAGACCUUUCCUUUGCUGACAAGCUUAAGCAGCAGUUAAGCGGCAACUCUUGCUUCAAAGGUGAACAGGAAGGUGGUUUUAAGAUUUGUCAUUAUGCUGGGGAGGCGACAUAUGAUACAGCUGGGUUCUUGGAGAAGAACAGAGAUCCAUUGCACUCUGAGUCAAUCCAACUACUCUCGUCGUGUAAAUGUGAACUUCCAAAGCAUUUUGCCUCUGUCAUGGUUGCUGAUUCUCAGAAUAAAUCAAGUCUUUCAUGGCACUCAAUUGUCGAUACACAAAAACAAAGUGUUGUCACCAAAUUUAAGGUUCAACUGUUCAAGCUGAUGCAACAGUUGGAGAGCACGACUCCUCAUUUUAUUCGAUGCAUUCAGCCAAAUUGCAAACAACUCCCCAGGUUAUUUGAGCAUGAUCUUGUCUUGCACCAGCUUAAAUGCUGUGGGGUGCUUGAAGUUGUACGGAUAUCAAGAACAGGCUAUCCAACUAGGAUGACUCACCAACAGUUUUCUGAAAGAUACGGAUUUCUUCUCUUGCGUUCCAUUUCAUCUCAGGAUCCACUUAGUGUUUCAAUUGCUGUAUUACAGCAGUUGAAUAUUCCCCCUGAAAUGUACCAAGUUGGCUACACAAAAUUGUUUUUCCGUACAGGACAGGUUGCUUCACUGGAAAAUGCUAAAAAACAGAUGCUCCAUGGAACCCUCUGUAUUCAGAAACACUUUCGGGGGUUGCAUUCUCGCCAGGGAUAUCAGGGGCUGAAGAAAGGAGCAAUGAUUUUGCAGUCAUUUAUACGAGGUGAAAGAGCCAGAAUACACUUUGAUUAUCUUGUCAAGAGAUGGAGGGCAGCUGUUCUCAUGCAGAAGUACACUAGGCGUCGACUUGCAACUACUAUGUUUAAUGAUCAACUGAAAUAUAUCAUUCUUCUACAGUCUGUGAUCCGUGGGUGCCUGGCCAGGAAGAAAUACAAGUGCCUGCAGAAUGAAAAGGAGUCACAGUUCACCAGCAACAAAGUUCAAGGGGACACAAGAAAGAAUAUUUCAGAGGCGAGGAAAUGUCAUGAAAUGAAUUUGCAUUAUCCUCACCAACCAGUUGUCACAGAACUUCAGGGCCGUAUUUCGAAAGCUGAGGCUGCAUUGCGGGACAAAGAGGAGGAAAAUGUAAUGCUAAAACAGCAAUUAGAACAGUAUGAGAAGAAAUGGUCAGAAUAUGAGGCCAAAAUGAAAUAUAUGGAAGAUGCAUGGAAGAGACAGCUCUCCUCUCUGCAGCUGAGCCUUGUGGCGGCUAAGAGCUUAACUUCUGAUGAUGUGGCCACCAGAGCAGCUAGGAUUGAUGCUGUUCCAACACAUGCUCAGUAUAACUCUGAAGAUACAUUGUCCACCGGGACCCAUACACAUGAAGUGACAGAGUUGAGACACCAAAACUACAACCCUGAAUCUAAAGUGUCAGCAGGAAACUCAGAUAGGCGAGUUAAUGCUGUGAACCACCUAGCAAAGGAGUUUGAAGACAGACGGCAGGUGUUUGAAGACGAUGCUGGUUUCCUUGUCGCAGUCAAGUCCGGUCAGGUUGGUUCAAAUAUGAACCCAGACGAGGAACUCCGGAAGCUCAAGGACCGCUUUGCUACAUGGAAGAAAGAUUACAAAUCUCGGUUGAGGGAGACGAAGGUAAAUCUUCUGAAGGUUGGCACUUAUGAUGAGAGAUCCUGGAAAAGAUGGUGGGGGAAGAAGAGCUCCAAGUGAACGUGCAAGACAACUUCAGGUCCCCCCCCCCCCCCACCCCCAACAUUUUUCUGCCAUUGGGUCAAGAGAGAAGAAAUGACCAAGAAUGGCCGGGCAAGAGAAAAGAAACCGUCCCAGUUCUCUCCAUCACAAGCUUGAUGAGAUGAUGAUGAGCUCCAUCGACGGUGGCGGUGCUGUUAUUCAUCCUGUGUUGAGUGUCAGAUCAUAUAGGUGAAACAAGAGGUCUGUACAUGUAUAUUAGUCCUCAGUUGUCAGUGUAUGUAUGCCAUCAUGUAUUUAGAGCGACAGACCUGAAAUAUGGAAGGGUAACUAAAUACAGAUUAUCCGCCAUGAGCGAAUAGAGACGUGACAGCAGUACUGUAAGAUGUGUACAGUAAGAAACUGUUCAACUGUGCAAUGCAUUUUACUCUGUUCUUUC
Phragmites australis (common reed) is the source of this 5022-nucleotide messenger RNA. Its product is annotated as myosin-1-like. Bases 891 to 4604 code for a protein of 1237 amino acids. The transcript is spliced from 24 exons. NCBI's taxonomy places the organism in Eukaryota, Viridiplantae, Streptophyta, Magnoliopsida, Poales, Poaceae. The record is from RefSeq and is a predicted model, not a curated record. Gene Ontology annotation, biological process: vesicle transport along actin filament; actin filament organization. Gene Ontology annotation, cellular component: myosin complex; vesicle; actin cytoskeleton. Gene Ontology annotation, molecular function: ATP binding; actin filament binding; microfilament motor activity.